AUGACUCAAAGAACUACUACAACUGCAACUGUUACCAGUUUAGCUCGUGGAUCUAUCUCAGGUAGAUUCAGACCAUGUGAUGACUGUACCUGUUCUCCAGGUUUAUUAUCAAGACAAGGUAGAAGAGCAUCCUUAUUUUUAAGACAGAUUGAAAGUAGUCGUAGAAAGACACAUUCUCAUAAAAGAAACUCUAUCGCUGGUCUUGAUAAUGCCUCCAUCUAUUCUUCUGAUUCUUUAUGUCAAUCUAAUAAAGAAGUUAACACAAGUCAAAGAUUACAUGCUUUACGUUCAGAGAUGGAGAAACAUGAUCUAGCGUGUUAUAUUGUACCAAGUGAGGACGAACAUCAAUCUGAAUAUGUCGCAGCUAUUGAUCAAAGAAGAAGUUUCAUAUCUGGAUUUUCAGGUUCUGCAGGUAUUGCAUGUAUAACUAGAGAUCUAUUGAAUUUCAAUACGGGACAUCAUGAAGGUAAAUCUGUACUAAGUACCGAUGGUAGAUAUUUUAAUCAAGCUUUACAAGAAUUAGAUUUUAAUUGGUCUUUAUUAAGACAAGGUGUCGACCAAACAACUUGGCAAGAAUGGUGUAUUAAGGAAUGUCAAGAUAUGUCUGAAGGUUUGGGUAAUAAAGAAGUUAAAAUUGGCGUUGAUCCAAAGUUAUUCAGUUAUCAUCAAAUUAUUCAAAUACAAAAAUUGAUUAAUGUCAAAUUAGCUGAAUCUAAAGCUAAUGUCAUUUUAAUUCCAAUCAAAGAUAAUCUAAUUGAUGCCAUUUGGAAUGAAUUUGAAGUGGUUCCGGAAAGAGAAACGAAUGAGUUGUUGAUGUUACAUUAUGAAUUCCAUGGUGAAGAAUUCCAAUCUAAACGAGAUCGUUUGAUGAAAAGUCUGCAAGAAAAAUAUGCAACUACUGAUAAUACUAAACACACUUUUGUAGUUGUCGCAUUGGAUGAGAUUUGUUGGUUAUUGAAUCUACGUGGUUCUGAUAUUGAAUAUAAUCCAGUCUUUAAUGCAUACUUGUUAAUGAAUGACGAUGGUGAAACCAUUUUGUUUUGUGAUAACCCUACUAGUGGAGAUAUUAAAAUAUUCUUUUCCGAAAAUGGUAUUACUGUGAAACCUUAUAAUGAGAUUUGGGGAUUCCUUGAUAUUUAUACAAAUGGAUUACAAUCUCAAUCAAAUGGAUCUGACGAAAAUUAUUCUAUUUUCCUACCUGAUACCUCCUCAUGGCAAAUAGUCCGUUCUGUUGAAAAUAUUCCAUAUAAGAUCAUCCACUCUCCUAUUGAUUUCUUUAAAUCUGUAAAGAAUGAUAUCGAGUUGGGUAAUGCGCAUAGAGCACAAGUUAAGGAUGCUCUGUCUAUCAUACAGUACUUUUCCUGGUUAGAACAACAAUUAGUUGAAAAGGAAGCCUUAAUAGAUGAAUAUAAAGCAGGUGAAAAGUUGAUUGAAAUUAGGAAAGCACAAAAGCAUUAUAUGGGUAAUUCAUUUGAAACUAUAUCAUCCACCGGUGCUAAUGCUGCAGUUAUUCAUUAUGCUCCACCAAAGGAAAAUUCCUCUAUGAUUGAUCCAUCAAAGAUCUAUCUAUGUGACACUGGUUCUCAAUUCUUAGAAGGUACGACGGAUAUUACAAGGACGUUACAUUUCACAAAACCUACACAGGAACAAAUAGACAAUUACACAGCUGUUUUGAAGGGUAAUUUAGCUAUAGAAAGGCUCGUGGUUCCUGAGGGCACUACUGGUUAUAGUAUUGAUGCUAUUGCUAGACAAUUCUUAUGGGGAAGAGGAUUGGAUUAUAGACAUGGUACUGGGCAUGGUAUUGGUUCGUUCUUAAACGUCCAUGAGGGACCUAUUGGUAUUGGAUUUAAACCACAUUUAGCCAAUUUUCCAUUACAAGUAGGUAAUAUUAUUAGUAAUGAACCUGGUUAUUACAAAGAUGGUGAAUAUGGUAUUAGAAUUGAAAAUGAUAUGGCUGUUAAAAGAGCAGAAGGUUUACACUUUGGUGACCGUAAAUUUUUAAAGUUCGAAAAUAUUACGUUAGUACCAUACUGUAAGAAAUUAAUCAACGCAAAGAUGUUAACCACAGAAGAAUUAGAACAAAUAAAUGCAUACCAUUCAAGAAUCUGGAAUACUUUAGUUCAAUCUCUUCAACCUCAAAGUAUUACUUUCAAAUGGUUAAAGGAAGAAGUGAGACCAUUGUGA
Maudiozyma barnettii is the source of this 2184-nucleotide messenger RNA. It is a transcript of the gene FRA1, whose product is annotated as aminopeptidase P. The coding region runs from base 1 to 2184 and encodes 727 amino acids. The record is from RefSeq and is a predicted model, not a curated record. The transcript has a single exon. Lineage: Eukaryota; Fungi; Ascomycota; Saccharomycetes; Saccharomycetales; Saccharomycetaceae. Gene Ontology annotation, molecular function: metalloaminopeptidase activity.